CGUAGAGAGAGAGAGAGAAUGAGGAGAGCGAAAUAAAAGUUCAAUAAACAGCUACGCUGAGCUGACAUCCAGUCCAUGAAGAUAGUUGUGUUUUUUCCUUUCCGAAGCUCUCCACUUACGCAUUCGACGUCUCCCUUCGCAAUCUACAACUCUUUCGUCUUCAGCUGGUCAUCUUGUUUGGAUCCAUUCUCUGGAUUGAUCUUCCUGCUCAACGCCAAAGAGGAAUAAAGAUCAGAAGAACGGUCAUGGAUCCGUGCCCGUUUGUUCGAGUCAUCGUCGAGGGGCUCGCUCUAAAACUACCAGUCGCCAGCAAGCACGCCGGGUCUGGAGUACACCCUUCCACCACCCCAUGCUUCUGCAAACUCCGUCUAAAGAACUUCCCAUCCCAAACUGCCCUCCUCCCGCUAUCGUCCGCAUCCGCCGACUUACCACCAGACACCACCACCUCCGCCGCCGGGUUCCACCUCGAUCCCUUCGUCCUCCGACGUCUCUCCAGCAAGCCCACCACCCUCCACGUCUCUGUCUACACAGGCAGCAUGGGUCGCACUUGUGGUAUCAGCUCCGAGAAGUUGCUGGGCCGGGUUCGCGUGGUCCUCAACCUCCAAGGCUCUGAGUUUCGCGCUUCUCUGUACCAGAACGGGUGGAUGAAACUGGGGAAAGAACCCGGUAAGCCAUCGGCUCGGUUGCACCUUGUGGUUCGUUCAGAACCGGAUCCAAGGUUCGUGUUUCAGUUUGGAGGCGAGCCGGAGUGCAGCCCCGUAGUUUUCCAGAUCCAGGGGAACAUAAGGCAACCGGUCUUCAGCUGCAAGUUUAGCGCUGACCGGAAUUCGAGAUCACGGUCUCUGCAACUAGAUUCAAACAUGAAGAGUAGGGGAUGGAUGAAUUCGUUUGCAAGCGACAGAGACCGGCCAGGUAGAGAGAGAAAAGGGUGGAUGAUAAUGAUUUAUGAUCUUUCUGGUUCCCCUGUGGCCGCGGCAUCCAUGAUAACACCAUUUGUCCCCUCCCCUGGCUCCGAUCGAGUGUCGCGCUCUAACCCCGGCGCUUGGCUCAUCCUCCGCCCUCAGGGGUUUUCUGUCAGCAGCUGGAAGCCAUGGGGGCGCCUGGAGGCCUGGCGAGAGAGAGGGCCCAUCGAUGGCCUCGGCUACAAGUUUGAACUGGUGACGGACACUGGAACUAAUAGUGGGAUUUCUAUUGCUGAAGCUACCAUGAGUAUCCGAAAGGGUGGCCAAUUCUGCAUCGAUACUAGCCUGGUGGGAGAUACUGCAUCAAGCUCGUGGUCAUCACGUAGAGGAUUCAUAAUGGGUUCCACGGUGGAGGGUGAAGGGAAGGUCAGUAAACCGGUGGUUCAGGUCGGUGUGCAGCAUGUCACAUCCACAGCCGAUGCUGCUCUUUUCAUCGCGCUUUCUGCUGCCAUCGACCUUAGCAUGGAUGCCUGCAGACUAUUUUCACAUAAGUUGAGGAAAGAGCUUUGCCACGACCAGCAAGACUAUAUCUCUUAGAAUUUUGAAUUUUCAUCAGGAGCUUAAUUAAACCCCUUGCAAAUUCACUCUUCCGGUACAAUGAUAAUCGGUUUGUUCUUUCUCUUCGGAGUUAAAGAACAAUUAAUUGAUUUGAUGUGGGAGAGAUUUGUGGUUUUUCCUUCUCUUUGAUCAGUUCUUUACUCCUGCAGAUUUUUUCACACUUCUUUUUACAUUGAAUGGUGGUCUCUGGUUUGCUUUGUGGGGCUCUCUUUAAUUGAUUAUUUGUAAUUGGGUUCUCCAAAAUCACCUUUUUUUUUUUUUGUAAUUUUGCUUUUAUUCUUUGGUUUACUUUGAGUUCUGCCGACAUCUGAGGACAGGUGAGGUCUUUCUUCUUAGAAGAUUGUUCAUAUUUAUAAAUCCAUACAGAUUGGAAGUGGAAACUGUACAGACAGAAAGGAGAGAAUUAUUUGUUCAUAUUUAUCUAUUACAUUCCUGUAUCAUUAAUAGUUCAAGAUUUGCAUUUUUUUUU
Molecule: messenger RNA, 1989 nt
Organism: Nelumbo nucifera (sacred lotus)
Lineage: Eukaryota; Viridiplantae; Streptophyta; Magnoliopsida; Proteales; Nelumbonaceae
Source: RefSeq, a predicted model, not a curated record